This is a messenger RNA of Macrosteles quadrilineatus (aster leafhopper), 627 nucleotides long. RefSeq lists its product as uncharacterized. The record is from RefSeq and is a predicted model, not a curated record. Lineage: Eukaryota; Metazoa; Arthropoda; Insecta; Hemiptera; Cicadellidae. The transcript is spliced from 3 exons. The coding region runs from base 172 to 627 and encodes 151 amino acids.
UUUAUUGAUUGGAGUGUUGAUGAAAUGCAGUCCUAACUACCCUUCAUGUAAUUUUGAAAAAUGACCAUGUCUGCAAGUUUAGUGAUUUUUAGAGCUUGGAACUAUGAAGUCAUGAGACAACCAAUAAUAGUGUUCCUUAAAAAACCUAAAUUGACCUGAAGUUGUUUGAAGAUGCAGCCCACAUUUUGUUUCUUGGGUUUGCUGUUGAUGGGUUCUGUCCUGGGAGCUCCAAGUGAACCCAUGGCACCUGCUAAUGUCCCAACAGCUGAUAAACCACCAACAGUUGAUAAGUCACCAGCUGAUAUGUCGUCUGCUUCUGCUCCUCAACCAGACACAGCUGAUCCUGAUGUUGCCAUCAGGGAUGUUGAAGAUUCUCUGAAGAAGUUGAGAAUAAAACUGAAUGAUGCUGUGUCAGCCAUAGUAGCACCAGCUGCUAAUACAGCUGGUCAGUUCAAAGCUGCAGAAGCUUCAGUUGGGCUGAAUAUCCCUGAAAUAAGCAUCAAACCUGUUGAAAUCACAGCAAACAAGAAGUAUGCUGAGAUAAUUGGACAGUUUAUUGCUGAUCUAAUACAGGUAAGCACGAUCAAAACAAUAGCUAUAGUCUGUAUGAUGGAACCUGUCCCUUGA